Messenger RNA from Protobothrops mucrosquamatus (brown spotted pit viper), 2430 nucleotides. It is a transcript of the gene BUB3, whose product is annotated as BUB3 mitotic checkpoint protein. Gene Ontology annotation, cellular component: kinetochore; bub1-bub3 complex; mitotic checkpoint complex. Bases 113 to 1093 code for a protein of 326 amino acids. The transcript is spliced from 8 exons. Lineage: Eukaryota; Metazoa; Chordata; Lepidosauria; Squamata; Viperidae. The record is from RefSeq and is a predicted model, not a curated record. Gene Ontology annotation, molecular function: ubiquitin binding. Gene Ontology annotation, biological process: mitotic spindle assembly checkpoint signaling.
UGGGAGAAUCGGCCCGGUGAAUUUGCGCGCGCGCGUGCGUGUACUCUACGUCCGUUGAGCAGAAGAGUUGGGGACGCGGGAGGCGUCCCUCGUCGCAACGCUGGAGGACAAGAUGACUGGAUCAAAUGAAUUUAAGCUGAACCAACCUCCAGAAGAUGGAAUCUCAUCAGUGAAAUUCAAUCCAAACACAUCUCAGUUUUUGCUUGUUUCUUCUUGGGACACAUCUGUUCGAUUAUAUGAUGUUCCUGCCAACACCAUGAGACUCAAGUAUCAACACACUGGAGCAGUACUUGACUGUGCUUUUUAUGACCCUACACAUGCCUGGAGUGGAGGAUUAGAUCGGCAGCUGAAAAUGCAUGACUUGAACACUGAUCAAGAAAAUCUUGUUGGCAGUCACGAUGCUCCUAUAAGAUGUGUUGAAUAUUGUCCAGAAGUGAAUGUAAUGGUAACAGGAAGUUGGGAUCAAACAGUCAAGUUAUGGGAUCCAAGAACACCUUGUAAUGCUGGAACAUUUUCUCAGCCUGAAAAGGUAUAUACAUUAUCUGUAUCUGGUGACAGAUUGAUAGUGGGAACAGCUGGUCGAAGAGUUCUGGUGUGGGACUUACGGAACAUGGGCUAUGUUCAGCAGAGAAGAGAAUCAAGUCUUAAAUAUCAGACCCGUUGCAUCAGGGCAUUUCCCAACAAACAGGGCUAUGUGUUAAGCUCCAUAGAAGGUCGGGUUGCAGUUGAAUAUUUGGACCCAAGUUUGGAGGUGCAGAAGAAAAAAUAUGCUUUCAAAUGCCACAGAUUGAAGGAGAAUAACAUUGAGCAGAUUUACCCCGUCAAUGCCAUCUCUUUUCAUAAUGUCCAUAACACAUUUGCUACAGGUGGUUCUGAUGGCUUUGUCAAUAUUUGGGAUCCGUUCAACAAAAAAAGACUCUGCCAAUUUCAUCGGUACCCUACCAGUAUAGCUUCACUAGCUUUCAGUAAUGAUGGGACUACUCUUGCAAUAGCAUCCUCAUAUAUGUAUGAAAUGGAUGACAUUGAACAUCCUGAAGAUGGUAUCUACAUUCGCCAAGUGACUGAUGCAGAAACAAAACCCAAGUCAACUUAAUCUUGAUCAGAAACUUCUAGCAAAACAAACUAAUCCUUUGAUUAAAUGAAGAUGUUUCAAUGUUGUUGUCAUAAUGUUUUCAUUGGCUAUAUUGUAAAUCUUUUUUUAAAAAACAGCCAAGAAUUGUUAAUUUUUGUUCACCUGAUUUUGAAAUAUAUCUUUAAGCCAGUUCAUUCUUUUGAAAUGUGACAGUUGAAUUUUUGUAUAGAUUAAUGGUGGCCUAAUUGUUUGAAUAAAUAUUUUCAACCCUCUCUCUCUCUCACCCCCCUUCUAUCCUAAAAGUCCUACUUUCAACAGCAGUGGUGGUAAAUAUUAAAUCCUGAAUUUAAUAAUGGCAUCGUUUUUGGUGUACUGGGCUUGUACAUCAGCAACAAUAUGAUGAAGAAAACAUUUUGACUUUUUUCAAGCAACUUAAAUUUAAUGGCUGUAACUCUAACCCUUCCCUGUUUAUUUUUUUAUUGUAAUUAAGUUCUGUGGUCAGCAGGUUUACGAAAGUAUGUCCUGCAGAUUUAAGGAAUUUAUAGCAUAAAUUGAAAUUUUAUGGUCAUUGUUAAUGACCGGUGUCUACUUUUGAAAUUUGAUUCCUUGGAAAAAAGUAUAUUUUGUCUUUAAAUAAGCACCCAGUUCCACAACAGAUAUUUGUAUCAGAUAAAAACAAUUGUUUCUACAAAUGUGUUGUUACUUGCAGAAUAUUAAUUUGAAAUAUAAUAAAUUCAGGAUAGAAUUGUAAAUUCUAUAUGGCUAAAAUUUAAAAUACAUAGACUUUCUUAAUUCUUGAAACAAUUUUCAUUUACAACUAGAAUUAAAUACUGAUGGCAAUAAAAUAUGCAAUUAAAAAAAGUAAAGAGAUUGCUAAGAAUAUCGAUCCAUAGAAUCCAUGUGAAAAUUUUGAUAAAUAAUUAUUUGUAGAUCCCAAAUUGUGCCUUCUUUGAAACUUUUCCUAAAAUUUUAUUUUUUGGGGAGGAAGCUUUGGAUAUUUUCUUUUGUUACUUAAACUUUAUUAAUCUGAUUUUAGGAUGUAAUUUUCAGUUUUUAUUUCCCCCUUCAAAAUGUUUUCAGAUUACAUUAGUGGUUUUUAGAGGGGCAUUUUUGGUGAUAAAGUUUGUUCACCUUUGCUCUAGAAUUAGUAAUAGUUUACAUAGUUAUAGAACAGGUUUAGUAUCUAUGUUUAUUAGUAAUCUUUACCACAACAUUGGAUCAUCUGAUUAUCUUUCUGUAAUUGUCCCAAUAUCCUAAUGGUUAGUUUCUGCCUUGGCUGUGUGAUUCAGAUAUCCCUGAAAAUAUAUUUCAAGAAAAGUAUCAACUAUUCUGUUUCCAUUAAAAAAGUUAUCAAUGUA